AGCGACGACCCGGACCGGUUGGACCCGGAAUCCAGGUCCGAGUCAGAGUCCUGCUGCCUGGGGUCCUGCUGGCGCUGGUGCUGCACCCACUGCUUCGUCCAGAAACCCGAAGGCCAGGCAGCCAAUCCUGGUCCCAGACGAGGUCCUGGACACGCCCCCAAAAAGCAAGGCUCCACCAAUCAGAAAACGGAGGAGCCUGUGAGGAAGCAGGUGCAGAAAACAAGACACAGUCCUUCACAAGUUGGACCUGGAGACCCUCAAACCCAGGUAGCUCCAACAACUCCGACUGAUUCAGGGUCUUCAGCAGCUACAAAGACUUCUAAAAAGAAAGCAACUCCAACAACUCCAAAAUUUCCAAAAAUUAAAACAACUCCAGCAGCUCCAGAAUCUUCAGCAGCCCCAAAGUCGUCUAAAAAGAAAGCAACUCCAACAACUCCAACAACUCCAACAACUCCAACAACUCCAACAUCUCCAACAUCUCCAACAUCUCCAACAUCUCCAACAUCUCCAACAACUCCAACAUCUCCAACAACUCCAACAUCUCCAACAACUCCAACAUCUCCAACAAUUCCAGCAGCUCCAAGGACGUCUAAAAAGAAAGCAACUCCAGCAGCUUCAGCAGCUCCAGCAGCUUCAGCAGAGAGUCAACUACAGAGGGUUCGUCCUGAGUUUGUUGAGAGGGUUUCAGAAGCGAUCGUGAAGCAGCUCCUCGACGCCCUCGAAUCAGACGGCGUCUUCAGCAUGCUGGAGAUCGAGGCCAUUCUUCAGAAAAACAGAAUCAGAGCAGACAAAGCCUGGGACCUAAUUAGCUCUGUGGCAAAGAAAGGAGAGGAAGCGUCCAACAGGAUGAUUAAACAUCUACAGACCAAAGAUCCAAUGCUGUCCUUUCAGCUGGGCUUGUUGUCUGCUUCACCUGCGAAGGAAGGAAGUCAGCUGACGCAGAACCACAACAAAGAAGAGCCUGGUUCUGGGCAGCCUGGCCCGACCACCAACACCUCCACUGAGGUGAACUCAGAUGAGAUCUUCAGGAAGGAGUUCCUGGAGACCCACAAUACCUACCGGGAGAAGCACUACGCUCCGCCGCUGGCCUACAACGACGAGCUCAACGCCACCGCCCAGAAACGGGCCAGUAAAAUGUUGGAAACAGACAGCUUUGGGGUCAAAGAUACCGACGACGGAGAGACCUCCUUCUGUGUCUCCCACAGCAAAGCUCUCAGACCAAAAGGUAAAGAAGUCGUAGAUUUCUGGUACAAAAGGGAUUAUGACUUCAACAACCCUGGCUUCUACACCGAAACAGCGACCUUCGCUCAGCUGGUGUGGAGAGACACCAGGGAACUGGGCCUGGGCUUCGCCACCAAUGGAAGUAAGAUGUAUGUGGUGGGACAUUACCGUCCAGCUGGGAACAUCAACACAGCGGAGAGAUUCAGGAAGAACGUCCUGCCUAAAGUUUAUUUCAUUCCAGGCUCCUCAAGCAAACUAUUAACAGCAGACGCGACCUUCCAGCGUGAGUUCCUGGACACCCACAAUGCCUUGCGGGCGCUGCACCACGCCCCCCCCCUGACCCUCAACAUGGAGAUGAGCGCGGCGGCGCAGAGCUGGGCCGAUCAGAUGCUGGAGACCAACAUUCUGGGCCAGAGUGACUGCGACGAUGCAGAGCUAUCUUUGUAUAUGAUGAACUACAAGUCCUUCAAACCAACAGGUAAAGAAGCGGUGGAAUCGUGGUACGAUGGUAUCAAGAAUUACGACUUCAGCAAGCCCGGCUACCAGAAACAAGCAGGAUCCUUCGCUCAGGUGGUCUGGAGAGACACCAGGGAACUGGGCGUGGGCAUGGCCAGUGACGGCGUACGGACCUUCGUGGUUGGACAUUAUCGUCCAAACGGCAACGUCAUAUUUGAGGACAGCUAUCAGAAAAACGUCCUCCCCAAAGGAACAUCCCUGUGAUUCCAGAGGAAAUCCUGACGACACGCCGUGGGGUCGGAGACACGGACAUCACAGACACGGACAUCACAGACACGGACAUCACAGACACGGACAUCACAGACACGGACAUCAC
This is a messenger RNA of Cololabis saira (Pacific saury), 2053 nucleotides long. RefSeq lists its product as uncharacterized. The annotation marks the transcript as partial. Lineage: Eukaryota; Metazoa; Chordata; Actinopteri; Beloniformes; Belonidae. Gene Ontology annotation, biological process: regulation of apoptotic process. The record is from RefSeq and is a predicted model, not a curated record. The transcript has 14 exons.